CCGCUCCUCAGCAGGUGCAGGCGAUUGGCACACCGAAGUGUGAAGUCCGUCCUAGUUUUCCUGCCAGGAAAGUGAACAUUUAAGUGGUGGUCACUUCCUUGUCUCUGCAUUGUUAGCUGGCUGCGCUGAGAAUGGCUUGCUGUGAUUGACGACCAUGGACCUCCAGAAGAGACUGACUGCGUGUUGGCAGAGGUUUCUGAAUUGUUUUAACAAACCGGGUCAACCUGAUGAUCCCCCUGAUGUGAGACGUGGGUCAAGGAAAAAACCAUUACCGCCGCUGCCAGUGGCGAAAGCGAAGGACUGUUACAUUGCCCUGUAUGAUUACUCCGCUCGCACCCACGAGGACCUGAGCUUCAACGCUGGAGAUACUUUAGAGAUUAUUGAGAAACGUACUGAUGAAUGGUGGUUUGUUAAAGCCCUCACCGGGGUUUCGGCUUUCAAAGAGGGAUACAUCCCUGCUAAUUAUGUGGCACCUGUGGAGAGUAUUGAUGCUAAACCAUGGUAUUUUCCUGACACCAAGAGGCUGGAUGCAGAGAAGAUGCUGCAGGCUGCAGGGAACAUAGAUGGUGCCUUCCUCAUCCGAAACUGUGAAAGUCAGAGUGGGGAGCUGUCACUCUCAGUACUGGACAACAGAAGGGUGAAGCAUUACAGGGUUAAGAAACUGGAUAAUGGUCACUUCUUUGUGUCGAGGACCAAAACUUUUGAAACACUGCAGGAGUUGGUGGAACAUUACUCCAGACAGGCUGAUGGCCUCUGCGUCUGUCUGGGUGAACCAUGCAAAAAGAUGGAGGCCCCACAGACUCACGGUCUGUCCUACAACACAGCGGACCAGUGGGAGAUUAACCGCGAAUCCAUCAGGCUGAUAAGGAAGUUGGGAGCCGGACAGUUUGGUGACGUCUAUGAGGGCCUGUGGAAUGAAACCACACCAGUUGCAGUGAAAACCCUCAAACCUGGUACCAUGGAUACUCGGGACUUCCUGCAAGAGGCUCAGAUGAUGAAGGGUCUGCGGCAUGCCAAGCUGAUUCAGCUGUAUGCUGUCUGCACCUUGGAGGAGCCCAUUUACAUCAUCACAGAGCUGAUGAAGAAUGGCAGCCUGCUAGAGUACCUCCAGAAGGAUAAAGGUACCACGCUAUGUAUGUCUGACCAGAUUGAGAUGGCUGCCCAGGUGGCAUCAGGCAUGGCUUUCCUGGAGCUACAAAACUACAUUCACAGAGACCUGGCAGCCAGGAACGUCCUGGUGGGGGAGAACAACAUCUGCAAGGUUGCCGACUUUGGCCUUGCCAGGGUCUUCAUGAAAGAGAAUGAGAAUGUUUACGAGCCCAGAGAAGGCGCCAAAUUUCCUGUGAAAUGGACCGCUCCAGAGGCCAUCCAUGACAACAAGUUCACUAUUAAAUCUGAUGUUUGGUCCUUUGGAAUUUUGCUGUAUGAGAUUGUGACAUUUGGACAGAUGCCUUACCCAGACAUGACAAACUUCCAGGUCGUCCAGAGGAUUUCCCAGGGUUACAGAAUGCCGUGCCCCCCAAACUGCCCCAAACCCAUGUAUAACAUCAUGAUGGACUGCUGGAAGAAGAAUGAACAGGACCGGCCCACGUUCGAGACCCUGCAGUGGAAGCUGGAGGAGUUCUUUGACAUGGAUGUGUCGUCUUAUGAUGAUGCUGGCCAAUAUUAGCACACUGACCAGACUAAUAUGUGGAAAGAAUGGAGCAAAAAACAAACCCACUGUGUGCACCACAACAUAAUCAAAUUAAGAAAAUUAUCAUGAUGUUUUAAUUAAAUUAAAGUAACAGAUUUAAAUGUCCAUACAAAAUUCCAUUUGAUUCUUGUCAUUGCAGUCAAAUGAAAUCCACAAUGUCUGAUCUGCAUGUGAUAGAAUACUGUAAUAUAAAGUGAGAAACGUUUUACUACAGGAGUGGUUAGUUGUGACGCUCCUGGUCUUGUUUUGUGCAACAACGGAAUUAAAUUUCAGACAGGCUAUAUGUGUGUUCAGCCUAACUCA
Molecule: messenger RNA, 1996 nt
Organism: Monopterus albus (swamp eel)
Lineage: Eukaryota; Metazoa; Chordata; Actinopteri; Synbranchiformes; Synbranchidae
Gene: frk
Product: fyn-related Src family tyrosine kinase
Exons: 9
Coding region: 155-1669 (504 amino acids)
Biological process (GO): protein phosphorylation
Molecular function (GO): protein binding; protein tyrosine kinase activity; ATP binding
Source: RefSeq, a predicted model, not a curated record